AUGACCACUCGCAAUACGCGAUACUGGCGCAAGUUUCUGUCAAAUCUACUAACUUCUUCUAAUGUCUUGAAUGAGAUCACUCAACGAUCCUCCGCAUACGAUGGUGUGUGCGUUCUUACACUUUCAGGCCGUGUCGUUUACCGUGACGGCUGCUUUCAUGCUGCGUCCUUGUCGUCGGAUUCUUUGGAUAUAGUAGAUCCUUUGCAAAUCUUGGCUCUAUUUGAUCACGUCACGCGUCAGGCCAUUCAGAAGGAAAGACAUGUGGAAAGUGUCACACCCGCUCUACGAAUAGGUCUCCAUGUCUUCCAUAUUGUCUCCACUACCUGCUCAAGUAUUUGCGCUGUCACGUGUGGCAAAACUCGUGGUCUUGUGGUAGAAAAGCUUCCGUUUGGCGUCUUGGUCGUGGCCUUUUCGGCUCCAUUGCGGCUUGAGACGGUCUUUCGUCAUUUAGAUGAUGCAUGUGCUGCUCUGCGACUCUAG
This is a messenger RNA of Peronospora belbahrii, 480 nucleotides long. The record is from the annotation of a GenBank genome assembly. NCBI's taxonomy places the organism in Eukaryota, Oomycota, Peronosporomycetes, Peronosporales, Peronosporaceae.